This is a messenger RNA of Chlorella variabilis, 525 nucleotides long. RefSeq lists its product as hypothetical. Bases 1 to 525 code for a protein of 174 amino acids. The transcript has 3 exons. The record is from RefSeq and is a predicted model, not a curated record. NCBI's taxonomy places the organism in Eukaryota, Viridiplantae, Chlorophyta, Trebouxiophyceae, Chlorellales, Chlorellaceae.
AUGGUGGCGUCGCUCCUGCCCUCACGGGUGCACCUCAGCAGGCCGCCUGCCGCUAGGGGCAGUCGACCGCCGUCUCGGACGUUGCGGGUGGCGGCUUUCGCGCUGCCCAAGCCCCCCGCAGACCCGGAAGGGCCCGGAACGGGGAAAAGGCACUACCCCGACCCGCUGCACGGCCAGUACGAAGUUCGCCUCCGCUCUGAGCAGCAGCAGCAGCACCACGACAUGAUGUCUACCGAGGCCUGGUACCGCCUCUUCCCGCUGCUCACCCACGCCUCCACCCCGCUGCGCAUCGAGGACCACGAGCCGGCGGGGCUGAGUGCUAAGCACCUCGGCGACGCGGGCCCCUCCACCGGCCGCCGCAGGCGCCCAGCGCCUGCGGACAGCUCCACCACGGCCCAGCGCCAGAUGCUGCCCUACCCCGACGCUCGGGUGGACCUGAAGCGCGAGGUGUUGGCUCGCCACGCGCCCGAGGUGCUGCUGGCGGCGCAGCAGUGGCUGCACAGCCAGCGCCGCCCAGAGGCGUGA